Messenger RNA from Paramecium pentaurelia, 1999 nucleotides. The record is from the annotation of a GenBank genome assembly. NCBI's taxonomy places the organism in Eukaryota, Ciliophora, Oligohymenophorea, Peniculida, Parameciidae.
AUGUAUUAAUAAUAAUUAUAAUAGGAGAGUAUUGAAUUAGGUAAUAAACGUAACUAGACAAGACUACUUGAGUCAAUAAAUGAACUUACUAUGCAAUAGAAAUAAUCACUCUUAAUAAAUAUUUUACAAAUCUCAAUGUAAGAGAGGAAAGCUGAAAUUUUAUAGUUAAUGAGAAUAAUAAUGUCAAAAGUUGAUUUUUUCAAUCAAUUUUAAGUAGAGAAUGUAGAUCAUGAUGCUUAUGAUUAUUGUUUGAAGCAUCUAACAUUUGAAACCUUUUCGAAAGUAUGAAUCUUAUUAAGUUUUAUAGAAUACAGUUAUAUUUGAAAAAGGAGAGUAACCUCAAAAUAUUUAUGUAGUAAUACGUGGAUAAGUGUCAUUAUACUGUAAUGAUCAUUUAUUAGAUUAAAAAAUAACAAAAAAACAUUCUUAAAGUGUAGACUAUGGUAGAGAAUCACAAUGUAACAACAGAAUUAAAUUUUCUGAUUUUAAAGUGAAAAGGUAUAUAGAAAUAUAAAUUUAUCUAAUUUUUAGUUUAGUUCGUUUAACUGAAUUCAAAGAAUGGAAGACUUUUGGUGAAUAAGCUAUUUUAGAUUAAAGAUUAAGAACUAAUUUUGCAGUUUGUGAUAUUGAUUCUUGUUUGGCAAUUUUAAGCAAAGAACAUUAUAAUAAUGCUAUUUAAAUUUUGGAAAAGAAGAAAGAACAGCAUCGUAUGAAUAAAUUUAAAUUGAAUCCUAGUUUUUAAGGUUUAAAUAAGAAAUUAAUCAAUAUAAUGCUAUUUAGUUAUUAAUCAUCAGAAUACAAAUUUCGAGACAUUAUUUAUAAGUAGGGUUAAGCUGAUUCUGAUAUUAUAUACAUUAUAAAAUAAGGAGAAUUCUUAGUGUAUUAGGAAUAAUAAAAGAUUAAUGAAUAAUAGUAGAUGAGAGUGAGAAAAUAAAUUGCAAUAAUGACAACAGGUGAAAUAUUUGGAGAUUAUGAAGCAUUUGAAAAAAUUGCACGUUAAUAUAAUGUGUAAUGUAAUUCUCACAAUGGAAGCUUAAUUAUUAUACCUUUAUAAUCAUUAUUUUAGAAAUUAUCAUAAUUUAAUGAAUAACAUUAUGUAUAAUAAUUAAAGUAAUUAUGUAUGAAAAAGAAUAAAUGGUAUCAUGAUUUCAAAAGUAAUAUAGAAUAAACUUAAGAGAAAUAUUAGCAUUUUUUAACUAUUUAAGAAUAGAAAUAUAAUAAUUUAAAUGGUUCAUCUAAAUUAAUAGAUUCACCUAGUAAAAUAAAUAAUGAAAAUAAAUAAUAGUUAAUUGAUGCAUCAAUAUCAGUAAGUCCUAUUACAGAAUUAAAAAAUACAUUAAAUUAUUUAACAUCAAUAGAUGAUUAAACAAAUGAAUAAUAAGAAGAUAUAAAUAAUAGUAUUAAUAUUUAAAAAAUAAAAAAUAAAAAUACUUUAUAUAUUGCUUCUCCAGAUAAAUUAUAACCUUUACCUAAAAUAACAUUAGUUUCUAGUAGAUAAUAAGAUAGAAAUUAAUUAUCAACACCAGAUAGAUUUAAAUAAGUAAUAAGACAUAAAAUGACAAUUUUAAAAAGAAUGCAUAAUUUAUCACCUGAAGAUUCUGUAAAUAUUAAUACUAUAUAAUAAAAAACAAUUUAUGUUUAAUUACCAAAAUAAGUUAAAUUGGAAUAAAAUAUUGAAAAAUAAUGGCCAAUUAAGGCUACUUUAUAUUUAAAUGAUUUAGAUGAUAGGAUUAGAUAUCAUAAUAAUAAUUCAAAGAUUUAGAAUUGUAAUAGUAGUAGAGAUUCUAGUGUAGUUUAUGAUUAAUUAAGUUUGAAAAUGGAUGGAAGUGAGUAUAAUUCAUAAAGAACUAGUAGGAUGGGUAUAUUGAAUAAUAUAUUAUAACAUUCAGUAACUAAGAGAGGUAAAAAUAAAAAGAAAAGAGCUUUGACUUUAAAAUAUAGAGAAUAUUUGGAAUAAUAAUUCUAACAAAAAACUUAAAAUUCAUUACUAUAUUGUUGA